AUGCUAAUCGGUAUAUCAGGUACAUUAGGGGCUGGUAAAACAGAGGUGGCUCGCUAUCUUACUUUUCAAGGCUUCAAAUUCAUUGAUUACAAGAGAGAAUAUAAUUCCAUACCCAAUGUCAAAGAUUUAAAAUUACAAGAUUCAGAUAGUGAAUUGAAACCUGAAAUAUUAUUUGAAAAUUUACAGGAACUUAUAGACUAUGUCACUAGAAACUGGCUGUCAAAUUUUGUGCUAACAGACAUUUCAACCGUGCUAGAAUUGGAACAACUAACCAAAAGACCAUUUUUCUUACAUAUAUCAAUUGAUGCACCAUUGAAAAGUAGAUGGGAAAGACAUAGAUUGAACAAUCCUAACUCAUCGUUUACGGAAUUCAUUGAAAUCUCUGAUGAACAAACAUACAAUAGAGAUGCCUUAAUUGUUGAGGUCAUCUCAAAAGCUUCAAUUAAAAUUAUCAAUACCUCCACUGUUGUCGAGAAUCUUUAUGUUCAACUUUCCAAAUUAAAUUUAUUAGAUCAAACACGUCUUCGUCCAUCUUGGGAUGCUUAUUUCAUGAGACUUGCUGAUCUUGCUGCCUUGAGAAGUAACUGUAUGAAAAGAAGAGUUGGGUGUGUGAUCGCUCGUGAUAAAAGAGUUAUUGCAACUGGUUACAAUGGAACUCCAAGACAUAUGACAAAUUGUAAUGAAGGUGGGUGUUCAAGAUGUAAUAGCGGUAAUGGAUCUGGUGCUGCCUUAUCGACCUGUUUAUGUCUUCAUGGUGAAGAGAAUGCAUUGCUAGAAAGCGGAAGAGAUAGAAUCGGUGACAAUGCUAUAUUGUACUGUAAUACUUGUCCAUGCUUGACCUGUUCUGUUAAAAUUGUACAAAGUGGUAUCAAAGAAGUUGUUUAUUCGUUGGAUUAUAGUAUGGACGACUCCUCUUCAAGGGUUUUAAAAGAAGGUGGUGUGCUUUUAAGACAGUAUACACCACCAAUUGAUGGUACAUUAGUUUAA
This is a messenger RNA of Hansenula ciferrii, 987 nucleotides long. RefSeq names its product deoxycytidine monophosphate deaminase (gene DCD1). Lineage: Eukaryota; Fungi; Ascomycota; Saccharomycetes; Phaffomycetales; Wickerhamomycetaceae. The transcript has a single exon. The record is from RefSeq and is a predicted model, not a curated record. The coding region runs from base 1 to 987 and encodes 328 amino acids. Gene Ontology annotation, molecular function: hydrolase activity; zinc ion binding.